Molecule: messenger RNA, 1098 nt
Organism: Cynocephalus volans (Philippine flying lemur)
Lineage: Eukaryota; Metazoa; Chordata; Mammalia; Dermoptera; Cynocephalidae
Gene: ZMYND12
Product: zinc finger MYND-type containing 12
Exons: 8
Coding region: 1-1098 (365 amino acids)
Molecular function (GO): protein binding
Source: RefSeq, a predicted model, not a curated record
AUGAACGUGAUCUAUCCACUGGCGGUGCCCAAGGGGCGCCGGCUCUGCUGUGAGGUGUGCGAAGCCCCGGCCGAGCGGGUGUGCGCGGCCUGCACGGUCACUUAUUACUGUGGUGUGGUGCAUCAAAGAGCUGACUGGGGCAGCAUCCAUGAGAAGAUAUGUCAGCUCCUGAUUCCACUGCGCACUGCCAUGCCCUUCUACAAUUCAGAGGAAGAACGGCAGCAUGGCCUGCAGCAGCUGCAGCUGCGGCAGAAGUAUUUGAUUGAAUUCUGCUACACCGUAGCCCAGAAAUACCUCUUUGAAGGAAAACAUGAAGAUGCUGUCCCAGCAGCUUUGCACUCUCUUCGAUUCCGCAUGAACGUGCAUGGCCUGAGUUCAGUAGAACUUGUGCCUGCUUACCUGCUGUUGGCCGAGGCUAGCCUUGGUCUAGGCCAGAUCGUUCAGGCUGAAGAAUAUCUGUCCCAGGCCCAGUGGACAGUCCUUAAAUCAACUGACUGUAGUAAUGCCACCCACUCUUUACUGCAUCGGAACCUGGGACUGCUCUAUAUGGCUAAGGAAAACUAUGAGGAAGCCCGUUAUCAUCUGGCCAAUGACAUUUAUUUUGCCAGUUGUGCAUUUGGAACAGAGGACAUCAGAACCUCAGGAGGCUACUUCCACCUGGCUAAUAUCUUCUAUGACCUUAAAAAGUUGGACCUGGCAGACACAUUGUACAACAAGGUCACUGAGAUCUGGCAUAAAUAUUUGAACAACCACUAUCAAGUCCUCUCAGAGGCUCGCCUCCAACAAAUAGAUUUACUGGGAAAACGAUUUGAGAAUGACACUGGAUUGGAUGAAGCCCAGGAAGCAGAAGCCAUUCGGAUCCUGACUUCAAUCUUGAACUUCCGAGAAUCUACAUCUGACAAGGCACCCCAAAAAACUAUCUUUGUUCUGAAGAUCCUGGUCAUGCUUUACUUUCUGAUGAUGAAUUUGUCAAAGGCACAGGAAUAUGCCGUGAGAGCCCUGAAUCUAGCCAAAGAACAAGAGCUCAGUGUCAAUGAGCAAAGCACUAUUCAAGAGCUAUUAAGACUCAUCUCAGCUGAAGACCAUCCCAUUACUUAG